Messenger RNA from Peronospora belbahrii, 372 nucleotides. The record is from the annotation of a GenBank genome assembly. Lineage: Eukaryota; Oomycota; Peronosporomycetes; Peronosporales; Peronosporaceae.
AUGGCGCUCUUCCGAUCUCUUGCUCACCAAUUCAAGACUAUUUCCGUGGCCGUUCCCCGCAUCGCAUCCCAGACUUCACGCUUUGCUGCCAUCCCUUCUGCCUCUCCUAUGUUAUGCUUGUCGACAAUAGCGAUGCGUACAGCUAUUGUCUUUCCACAUUUUCAGGUUCGCGCAAAGGGCUAUAAGCUCAAGACCAAAGCAGCCGUCAAGAAGCGUUUUAAGGUCAAUUGCAACGGUCUCGUCAAGCGCGCACAGGCGAAUAAGCGCCACAUUGCUACAAAAAAGACACGUGAGCGCAUCCGUCGUCUUGGCAAGUCCGUCUUUGUGCAGGGUCAGAUCCGCAAGAAUGUGCUUCGGAUGCUUGGCAAGUAA